AUGGAAAAGGCUAGUGGGGUUCACUUGAAGGAUGGGGCCAAAAGGGUCAUCAUCUCCACCCCUUCUGCUGAUGCCCCUAUGAUUGUGAUGGGAGUGAACCACAAGAAGUAUGACAACUCACUCAACAUUGUCAGAAAUGCUUCCUGCACCACCAACUGCUUACUCUCCCUGGCCAAGGUCAUCCAUGACAACUUGGGCAUCAAAAAAGGUCUCAUGGCCAUAUUCCAUGCCAUCACUGUGGGUGGCUCCUUUGGAAAGCUGUGGUGCAAAGGCCAUAGGGCUGCCCAGAACAUCCCUGCAUCCACUGGUACUGCCAGGGCUAUAAGCAAGGUCAUUCCAAGAGCUGAAUGGGAAACUCACUGGCAUGGCCUUCCAUGUUCCUACCGACAAGGUGUCCAUCAUGGAUCUAACCAUCUGGAGAAAGUUGCCAAGUGUGAUGACAUCAACAAGGUGGUGAACCAGGCAUCUGAGGGCCCACUAAAGGACAUCCUGGGUUACACAAAGGACAAGGUUGUCUCCUGA
This is a messenger RNA of Apodemus sylvaticus (European woodmouse), 522 nucleotides long. RefSeq names its product glyceraldehyde-3-phosphate dehydrogenase-like. NCBI's taxonomy places the organism in Eukaryota, Metazoa, Chordata, Mammalia, Rodentia, Muridae. Gene Ontology annotation, molecular function: oxidoreductase activity, acting on the aldehyde or oxo group of donors, NAD or NADP as acceptor; NAD binding. The transcript has a single exon. The coding region runs from base 1 to 522 and encodes 173 amino acids. The record is from RefSeq and is a predicted model, not a curated record.